AGUCGAUCGACGAGUACUUUGGCGGUCGGCCAAAUCGCGCACACUUCCUCCGUCCCAGGGCCGUGAAGUGGGCGCCUGUUGGUAGCAGCAAUGUUCCAUUGCAACGCCACUAAUGAAGAACUACUAUCAAGGCCCUGUGAUAGUGCCGAACUGUGUCAGAGUCGGGCUCAUCGCGUCACACUCAAGAUUGAUGUGCCGCACACAGACCACAGUCAUGUGAUCGGACGCGGUGGCCGUAAUAUCAAGGGCGUGAUGUUGGAUACACAGUGCCACAUUCACUUUCCCGAUUCGAACCGAAUGAGUCAGGUGGAAAAAAGCAACCAAGUCACCAUCACAGGUCACGUGAGCAGAGUGGAUUUGGCUCGAAUGCGUAUUCGGAGCAUGCUACCUGUGAUCUUCAGUUUCACUCUCCCGACAUUUACUGCCUCCUCACCAACGGCGUUCCGUACUUCACCCUUUGUCAAACAACUACAAGAUGUGUAUGGCGUGGAAAUAUGCUGCCGAGCGCCUUGUCCGCACGAUGCAAAUUUAAUGGACGUUAGCGUGAAAGGAUUAGCAGGUAACGCAAAGAACACGAAGGCGGCUGCUCAGCUUCUGGUACACAAGUACUACCGAAGAGAUGCGUUCGUGCCGAUAUACACCGUGAUUGAGCUGGACACGACGGGACAAACUAACUUCGUUGGGCAGACAGAUCCAGAGGCAUUAGCACAGUCCGUAAUGCGGGCCACCGGAGCGACCGUUCGCCUUACGAAAUCUCGGUUGGUCAACCGUGGAUGUCUUGUGCAAUCGCCAGAAUCCUUGGGGACGCUGAGCUCUUUCGUUACGCCCAACAGUGAAAGAACGCAUACCACAAGCGUCGAGAUUACCGGCCCCUCUGUGGACUCUACCCUGUUGGCGCGUCAGUAUAUAACGAGUCUGCUACCGGUCGCGCUGGUUUUCGACUUGCCCAGAGACGACUGCGAGUUGCUGCGGAGUUUCGACUUCAAACGUCUGGAGCAGCUGCACAAUGUGUCCGUCGACAUUCGUCCGAAAGCCACUCAUUCGGUCAAAUCAGUGUAUGUGAGAACUGUUGAGGGAAAUGUUCGCUCAGUGUACAGCACCUGGCAGUUGAUCAACGAGUUCCUUGCCCAAGCAAGUCAAAUUUCAAACCUGAUCAUUGGAGAAUCUCAGCAAACGUCUGAACCUGACUUGGAAACAAUGAAGAAUACGGACGAUGUGUGUCAAGCGAACGAUCUACUGAGAUUGUGUACAACGCCGUACAUCACCGCGGAGUCAACUAUAGAGCCAUGGUGGCUCACGGAUCGUGAAGAUUUUUGCACACGAGACGGAAAAGAUUAUACUAAACAGGGCUACUACAACCCACCACCGAGGGUACUUCGGGCCGCAGCAAGGUGGACAAAAGCCCAAAUGGACACGGACGAUCCCGAACGGGCGCAGUGACUUGGUAUUUACGCAUUCAGAUAAUAGUGAGUUGGCUUCAGCAUAGGAAGCGAAGUAAUUGUACAACCUGUUGUGACGCAUCUUUUUGAUUGAUAUGACUAUGUGUUUUCAAAAUGCGGCGUCCUAACUGGACCUUCCAUUCUCGUUGCGUUUACGUGUGCGCGCAUUGCUAAUCGCAGAUUGACGAGGAGCGAGCACAUAAUAGCUAUAAAGGCAAAUGUGUGGCUGUGUAGGAGAAACAGGGCCGUCAGUAAAUGGAGGGAUCUGCAGGAAGUCGGUAGUUUCGAGACUUUCAGACUAACAUUGUACUGGUAUACUGUACAAGUAAUAGCAAUAAUAUUACCAGUUUUACUAUCUUUAUUAUCGAACCAUACACUUGAAAUGAAUGCAGAGAACUAUGAGCUGAUCAACCCCUGAUCUCAACGCAAACUUCCUUCUCCCUAUUGCAGAUCACUCGGCCGCUAUCAAGUUGAACUUAAACCAAAUACGCUUCGACGACGUAGUUGAAUGACAACAUUUUGUUAAAUUCCAUUGUCUACCGUUAUUUUUGACACCAUUUUUAUACCUUAACAACACCGUUGAAAUUGUGCGUUCCAUUUAUUCAUUCACUAUCUAUUAUGACCAAUGUGACCAUUACCAUCACCGCCUCAUUUGUACGCAUGUGGAGCUCCGACGACGUCUACACCAUGCUGACUCUAUCUCGUGUCUUUCGCCCCCCCACUUUUAACUCCAAUCCGCCUGCACCAGAACUUUGACACAGUUGACAGUUCCGCAUUUGUGGUCCGAUGGGCAUAAGCAACCGGUUUCGACUCACUUCAAACAACCAUGAUACAAGUUCUUGGCAUUAAACUCCACAACUGUUUAUUCAUAUGUUAUACUGUGGCAUAUUAGCUGUAUGUUUCAUCCACAUAACCAAUGUGUAUUGAUGAUGAUAAUGAUAAUAUAGAGAAAAAGAAAGAGUUCAGUAUCACAGGUUG
Dicrocoelium dendriticum is the source of this 2417-nucleotide messenger RNA. NCBI's taxonomy places the organism in Eukaryota, Metazoa, Platyhelminthes, Trematoda, Plagiorchiida, Dicrocoeliidae. The record is from the annotation of a GenBank genome assembly.